Messenger RNA from Telopea speciosissima, 1191 nucleotides. RefSeq lists its product as uncharacterized. The transcript has 2 exons. Lineage: Eukaryota; Viridiplantae; Streptophyta; Magnoliopsida; Proteales; Proteaceae. Bases 120 to 992 code for a protein of 290 amino acids. The record is from RefSeq and is a predicted model, not a curated record.
UUAGGGCACUUCUGAAUUCUGUUCCCGUCCAGUUUUCGAGCCGUGUCCUGUACUCCUCUGCAUUGUCUCUCUCCGUCUGAGAUGCUACUUCAAUCAGUGCAGGGAAGCGGGCAUUCCUCAUGGAAUCCAUUCCCAUAAAUCCCUCAUUUCAGGUCUCUGUUCACGAUCGCCUAAGCCCUAUACUUGUUCCUUUCAACACCAUUUCUGUAGCAUUAUUCAAGUUCAACAAAUUUAAGAAUCCAAAGACCCGUAAGAUAUCUGCUUCAUAUAGACCUCAAUCGAGUCUCACCAACGUCCCGAAGAACAGUUGCCGAAACUACGGUCUACCCGUUGGUCCUUUUUGGGGUUUCCUCCCUUUUCUGCAGCGCAUCAAAGGUUUGGCUACGUUGGUGGAGAAAUGGGUUUCCUAUGUGAAAGGAUUUGGGCAACCGGAGAGAUUGCCAGAGGGAUGGGACGGCGAGUACUUGCAGUGUGGAGGGAUCGGAAUGGCUCUUAUGAGCUUGACAUCCACGGCGAAGCUUCGUAUCAGACCGUUCGUGGCCACGCUAGCGGCUAAUCCGACUUUUGUAUCGGGUCUUCUGGCUUGGGUGAUGGCUCAGUCGACGAAGGUGUUCUUGAAUUACUCCGUGGAGAGGAAAUGGGAUUUCAGGCUUCUUUGUGCUUCUGGUGGGAUGCCUUCGUCCCACUCUGCCUUGUGUACGGCUUUGACAACUUCGGUGGGACUCUGUCAUGGGGGGGCGGAUUCGCUUUUCCCUGUUUGUUUGGGGUUCAGUCUCGUUGUCAUGUAUGAUGCAGUUGGAGUUCGUCGACACGCAGGGAUGCAAGCAGAGGUCCUUAAUAUGAUCGUUGAUGACUUGUUUAAAGGGCAUCCUAUCAGUCAAAGGAAGCUGAAGGUGCUUCUUGGUCACACCCCAUUGCAAGUGCUUGCCGGAGCUCUUAUAGGCAUGUUGGUUGCUUGCCUCUGUUGUCAGGGUAGCUUGGUUGGUAGCUAGGUUGCUACCGCAGGUAAUUUCACGAGAUUUGUGUCAAUUCUCUGAGACUCAAAUUACACCUCCUGGUUCAAUGUGAUAAUUCUGUUGAGCUCUGACUAUAAUUCUUUUUCUUGUCAAACAAAAUAAAUUUGACAAGAUUGUCUUCUGAGCUCCAUGUUUAUGUAGAUGAUUGUGUGAGAGGGACCUACUGGUUUCUGCA